AUGCCAAAAAAACGUAGAAACGGAGGUAGAUCAAAACAUAACAGGGGACAUGUAAAUCCUUUAAGAUGUUCAAAUUGUGGUAGAUGCGUACCAAAAGAUAAAGCAAUAAAAAGAUUUAAUAUUAGAAAUAUUGUUGAUGCAUCAGCACAAAGAGAUAUAAAAGAAGCUUCUGUUUAUUCUACAUUUCAAUUGCCUAAAUUAUAUAUCAAACAAUGUUACUGUGUAUCUUGUGCAAUUCAUUCUCGUUUUGUUAGAGUUAGAUCAAGAGAACAAAGAAGAGUAAGAAAAGAAACAGCUAAGCAUAUUAAUCCAUCACAAUUGUAA
Messenger RNA from Plasmodium gallinaceum, 324 nucleotides. It is a transcript of the gene RPS26, whose product is annotated as 40S ribosomal protein S26, putative. Bases 1 to 324 code for a protein of 107 amino acids. The record is from RefSeq and is a predicted model, not a curated record. Gene Ontology annotation, biological process: translation. NCBI's taxonomy places the organism in Eukaryota, Apicomplexa, Aconoidasida, Haemosporida, Plasmodiidae. The transcript has a single exon. Gene Ontology annotation, cellular component: cytosolic small ribosomal subunit; ribosome. Gene Ontology annotation, molecular function: structural constituent of ribosome; mRNA binding.